Salarias fasciatus (jewelled blenny) is the source of this 1740-nucleotide messenger RNA. RefSeq names its product protein phosphatase, Mg2+/Mn2+ dependent, 1Lb (gene ppm1lb). Gene Ontology annotation, biological process: protein dephosphorylation. The coding region runs from base 498 to 1616 and encodes 372 amino acids. The transcript has 4 exons. NCBI's taxonomy places the organism in Eukaryota, Metazoa, Chordata, Actinopteri, Blenniiformes, Blenniidae. The record is from RefSeq and is a predicted model, not a curated record. Gene Ontology annotation, molecular function: cation binding; protein serine/threonine phosphatase activity.
CGCGGACAGUCGCAGCCAGUGUGGCAGCUGAGAAUGUGAGGGCUCCUGCUCACACCGCUAUUUUCAGGACCGGGGACGGCGACAGUCUGCCUAUACCCACAAGUCGGCUCCAGCAAGCUUUCUGGCGCUCUGUCAAGUCCAAACAGGAGCGGUGGGAUUUUCUGUCCGGGGGUGUCGGUGCUCCUCGGACGCAUCUCGGAUGGUCAAGCCGCUGCUGGUGGCUCAGCGCGGGGCUGCGUGCUAGAAGGAACCAUCCCGGAGCAGCGGGCUGUGGUGCGGUCCGCUGACACCGCGCUCCCCUCCCUCAGGCCCGGCGGGUCCCGGUUUGAAAAUGCAGUGAAGUGUCACCCGGACGAGUCACUGCGAUCCCGAAUGCUCCCCCCGGUGUAAAUGUGCCAGUUUCGCCGCGACCGAACCAAACGCGACGAUGGAGUGAAAUCCGCGGCGGGGGCGAGCGACACACAACCUGCCGCGAUUUCCUGCAUGUAAACAAAUAAAUGAUAGAGGAUACGAUGACCCUGCUGUCUCUGUUAGGUCGGAUCAUGCGUUAUUUUCUGCUCAGACCGGAGACUCUGUUCCUGCUGUGCAUCAGCCUGGCCCUCUGGAGUUACUUCUUCCACACGGACGAAGUGAAGACGAUCGUCAAGUCCAGCCGGGAUGCGGUCAAGAUGGUCAAGGGGAAGGUGGCCGAGAUGAUGCAGAACGAGCGGUUCGGCGGGCUGGACGUCCUGGACGCGGAGUUCUCCAAGACCUGGGAGUUCAAGAGCAACAAUGUGGCCGUGUACUCCAUCCAGGGCCGGCGAGAGCACAUGGAGGACCGGUUCGAGGUGCUCACCGACAUCGUCAACAAGACUCACCCCUCUAUUUUUGGGAUUUUUGACGGCCACGGAGGAGAGGCUGCUGCUGACUUUGCGAAGGCCCACCUGCCGGAGGCUCUGCGCCAGCAGCUCCUGGCCUACGAGCGGGAGAAAGAGCGAGACCGAGAGAAAGACAAGCAGAAAGACGAGAAAAAGGAGAGGGUGAGCCUCUCCUACCCGUCCAUUCUGGAGCAGCAAAUAUUGACGCUGGACAGAGAAAUGCUGGACAUGCUUUCCACUACGUACAAUGAAGCAGGUACCACGUGUCUGGUCGCCUUGCUGUCUGACCAGGAGCUGACCGUCGCCAACGUCGGAGACUCUCGCGGAGUUCUUUGCGAUAAAGACGGCAACGCCGUCCCUUUAUCGCAGGACCACAAACCCUAUCAGCUCAAAGAACGCAAGAGAAUCAAGAAAGCCGGUGGUUUCAUCAGUUUCAACGGUUCCUGGCGCGUCCAGGGCAUCUUGGCCAUGUCCCGCUCCCUGGGCGAUUACCCUCUGAAGAACCUCAACGUGGUCAUCCCGGAUCCCGACGUCAUGUCCUUCGACCUCAACAAGCUGCAGCCCCAGUUCAUGAUCCUGGCGUCGGACGGCCUGUGGGACACCUUCAGCAACGAAGAGGCCGUCCGCUUCAUCAGGGAGCGACUGGAUGAGCCGCACUUCGGAGCCAAGAGCAUCGUCCUGCAGUCCUACUACCGCGGCUGCCCCGACAACAUCACCGUCAUGGUGGUCAAGUUUAAAAGCAAGUCCGGAGAAAAGUAGAUUUUCUGUCUGUCAAGCACAGUGUCAGUAAUAUGUUUGAAUAGAAGUGAGGCUUAAAAACACAGGAAAUCUGAAAACAAAAAGAAACAAAGAAAAACGCUUUUGGAGCAAGAACAAUUUCUAU